Molecule: messenger RNA, 1350 nt
Organism: Suhomyces tanzawaensis NRRL Y-17324
Lineage: Eukaryota; Fungi; Ascomycota; Pichiomycetes; Serinales; Debaryomycetaceae
Exons: 1
Coding region: 1-1350 (449 amino acids)
Cellular component (GO): endoplasmic reticulum
Molecular function (GO): ubiquitin binding
Source: RefSeq, a predicted model, not a curated record
AUGUCUGAUAGAAUCAGCUCCUUUUUCAGAAGAGCGUUCACUGAGUCCAACCAGCAAUAUUCGCCGGUAGACAACCAAAGCUCUCUGAACUUACCGGGGGCGUUUCCAGGAGAUGAAGCAGAACUGGUUGUGCCAAAUCAAAGAGCACAAUUCAACUCAGAAAGCCUUAAUGAGACUGCUAGGAAUAUAAAAAAAUGGAUAAACAUCAUAUUCAUAAGGCCAUUGAUAAUAGUCUUGGUGAUUUGUUUCAGGUUAUUGGCCAAACUAUUAUCUAUCGUGUACUUCAAAGAUCAAGUGGCGACUGCUUCAGAUGACUACCUGGUUCACAAUGACUCAAUCAAUAAAGUCAACAAAUUUAUAAGAGACUUGGAAGACAGUUUGACUCCCGAACAAUUGUCCAGAGGAACAUCCUCCAUGCCACCAUUUUAUGAAGGUAGCUACACCCAAGCAUUGUAUAUUGCCACCAACCGUGCCAAGUUCUUAUUUGUGUACUUGACCAAUCCCCAUAACGAGAGCUCAUCUUCUCUAUUCAAAAAGAUCAUUACCAACCCUAAGUUUAUUGAUAUUUUUAACAAGAACAAAGAUGUACUAAUUUGGGGAGGAGACUUGACUAAUCCUGAAGCAUAUCAGCUUGCGAACAGUUUGAACGUGACGAAAUUCCCAUUUUUAGGGUUGUUAUGUUUGACCAGAUCUGUGACCAUGUCUCAGCAGGGACCCAUCAAAACAAGUCCAAAGAUUUCGUUAGUACUGAAAAUUCAAGGAGGUAUCAAGGAUGACGUGGAUGAGAACGCCUUAAUGCGUAGCAAAUUCCAGAAGAAGAUUGUGAAAUAUGAGGGGGAGCUAGGGCUUAUCCGGAAUGAAUUAAGAGAUAGAUACAUGGGUCAGUUGUUGCAAAAGCAACAAGAGCUAAACUACGAGAAUUCGUUGGCAAUCGAUAGGGCGAAAAAGCUCAAGAAAGCCUAUGAACAAACAAAGAAAAAAUAUUUGGAGUACAAGUCCACUUACAUUAAUGAAUUAAUGAAGAAUCCACAGUCUGGAGAUCAAUCCAAGAUCGCCAUUAAAAUGAAAAGUGGAGCACGGCCUACAUUUAAUUUCCCAGCAGGUAAUCCUGUAUCUGAUAUCUUUUUAUACGUCGAACUAUACAAUCAGGGGUUAUUGAACACGGAAACUUCCGGAUCCAUCACCGAGACAGAAGCCCAACAGUUAUUUGCGAAUUUUGAAAUGAAGUAUGAGUUCAAAUUAGUGUCACCUUUACCUCCCAGAACCAAUUUGAAUGAAAUGAUGGAACGUUCCAUUAGGGAAAUUGAUGUGAUCUACCCAAAUGGGCUAUUAAUAGUAGAGGAUAUGUGA